Penicillium brevicompactum is the source of this 276-nucleotide messenger RNA. RefSeq lists its product as uncharacterized. The record is from RefSeq and is a predicted model, not a curated record. NCBI's taxonomy places the organism in Eukaryota, Fungi, Ascomycota, Eurotiomycetes, Eurotiales, Aspergillaceae. The transcript has 2 exons. Bases 1 to 276 code for a protein of 91 amino acids.
AUGGCCCACAUUAACGGUGCCAACAGUCAUGGGUACUGGUUCAAACCUUAUCCCAACCUUAACGGAGAGGAAGACAACGGAAACCUCCCGGUCGCGAUCCUCCAAGGACAAGAAGGUAUUCUGGACCUUCUGUACGAUGUGGAAGAGCGAGUUGGCGCUCUUCACGAGGCAGUACUUGCGUCGUCAACCUCAGGCGCAACGCUGGAAGAAGCAGACCAGAUCUGGUUUACUAUCCGAGCCAAUAUCAGGAGGUUUGAGACCUCCAUCACGAGCUAG